This is a messenger RNA of Seriola aureovittata, 2780 nucleotides long. RefSeq lists its product as uncharacterized. Gene Ontology annotation, cellular component: membrane. The coding region runs from base 270 to 1007 and encodes 245 amino acids. Gene Ontology annotation, biological process: immune response. Gene Ontology annotation, molecular function: tumor necrosis factor receptor binding. The transcript has 4 exons. The record is from RefSeq and is a predicted model, not a curated record. Lineage: Eukaryota; Metazoa; Chordata; Actinopteri; Carangiformes; Carangidae.
UGGAAUGUAAUGAUAAUAGAUGAGAGGUGAAACCGAUUCAUGUUUUACAUAAACUGAGUCUGUGGUCUGUGCUCCUCCUCCCUUCUCUAUUCUCCCUCCCAAUUUGCAUGCAUGGAUGAGGUAAUCCCAGAAUGAGGAUUUCUGGUGUAGGCGGUUGACUACAGCCACUGUUCCCCUGCUAAUAUAAGACUCUGCAUGUAUGAGCGGUAAACAGCUUUUUCGGGAUCAGCCACUUCACAGCCACUCGAGGAGAGAUCAGCCCUGUUGCCAUGGGACAGAAACUGAUGGGACCGACUCUGCCAUCCGAGGCUGCCUGCGGGGAUGCGAUGGUUGCUAUGGGCCGGGACGAGUCCAUUCUUAUUCUCAUCAAACACUGCCGGGACAUGAAGCAACAGGAGUCGCGCCUCAGACUCAUCACUCUGCUCCUGCUGCUCAGCUGUACCACACUGUUCGUUUUUAUCAAGGCCGCAGAUUUAAAGCAGUGUGGAAACUCUGGAUCUAUCGAACAGAGGAUCACAGAAGAGCAACAUCCAGCCUACUCCCAGCAGGAGAGACUGUGUCCUGCAGUUAAUCCUCAAAAUAACUCCCAGCGGCCACACAUUCACCUCCAUUCUAUGACUACAGACAACAGGACCGAUGGACAGUACAUCAAAUGGAAAAGCAUGUUUGGGAAAGAAUACAGCGAGGAAAAACAGGCCAUUGUGAUUCCACAGACGGGCGUCUACUUUAUCUACGUGACGAUUACCCUGCUCUGCGAUGAGGAGACUACCACUCAAGCUGAAGACUUCAACAAGUUGUUAGUGCAGCUGCGCCGCUGGAAUGAAGGUUACGACAAGAUUGUGCCCAUAAUGGAUGCCUGGAACGGGGUAACAUGCACUUCAAAGGUGCCCAGGAGUGUGUUUGUGGGGCAGCUGUUUGACUUGUUGGCGGGAGAUCAUGUGAGCGUGUGGAUCGAAUUUGGCUAUAAGCUGGUCUGGAAAUCGUCAUUUGGUGCUUAUCUUGCAUAGAGAAUAUGCCCUGAUGAGAAUAUGCCUUUUUUGGGCAUCUUCAUUGAUUUGAUAAUGUAUGUUUAAAGUUUUUUUUUUUUUUUUUUUUAAAUUAAAAAGAAUUUUUUUUUCAAGUUAUUUAUCAUUAUUCAUUUAUAAGUUUUGUAUGUUUUAAAGCGCUUUCUGUUAAGGUUUAAAAUAACUGUGUGUUCAGGUUUGGACGAUAAACAGUAUAUACAUAAUUAUCUCAGUAAGAUGUUGUUCAGCUGGUGCCUCCAGAAUAGCUUCAAUACUCCUGUACCUAGAUUCAGUGACAGGAUGACCACAAUUCUUCCAAAUAUGUUCCCCCAUUUUCAGAUGUCUGCAAAAUCUCCUAUAUAUGUUCAUUGAGGUUGAGAGCUUUAUCUGCUGAGUUAAAGGUGCUAUAUGUAAGUUUUUGCUAUUGCUAUACAGCUAACAUUAGCAUUGACAGCUACUUACCAGUCCGGCAGAUACUUGAGUUCAGCAUCAAACACCAACGUUAACUAGUAGUGAUUCACUGUAGCCUCCAAUCUGCCCUGAGGAUGACCUCUUGUCUUGUCUCAGUGUAAUUAUGGCUGAAGCUCUCGUGACAAGAAACCACGUUCAGCAGUAGAGAAAACUUAAAAACAGCUCCUACCACCACCUCUACUACGAUAGCAGGUCACCGUAGCAUCCAGUCAGCCCUGAAGAAGUAGCGUUGCCCAGAGCGAGUAAUAGGAAGCUCCUGUGACUACCACCUGCUCUUGGUUCAGCAGCUGAGAAAACUUAUAUAGCAUCUUUAAAGACCACAGGCUGAUUGACAUGAUUUUCAUAAUCAUGAGUAAAUGAGUGACGAAACAGCUUCAAUCAUUUAUUCAGGUUUUUCCUUUAAAUCUAUCACCAGUCUGAAUAUAAAGUAUUAUAUUAUUAUUAAUAUUAUUAGUAAUUAGUAUUUAUAUUAGUGUUUUUGUGUGUAAUAUGUUACUGAGAUAAAUUUGCCUCUACUAUAUUACAGCUAAGCUUUUCCAUUGCCUUCGAAGCUUUGAGUCAGCUUGUUUAAACCAAAGGGAUGUUCAGCUGUUAUAGAUGCUGACUCUGGCUUUUGGAUGUAAUAUAUGUUCUGUUUGUGAUUUUUAGACUAAACAGCUGACACUAUUAUUGGUCCAGCAAAGUGAAACUGUCAGUUUGCUUGGUCAAAUUACAAACAUGUCAAAAACAUGUUUAUCUCUCCAUGAGUUCUGUUUUUAUUGCUUUUGUUUUUUUACUCUCUGCCCUAAUACAACACACGUGAAUGGAAUUGAAUUUGUUGUUAACAGCAUGGAAAUGAACAUCUUAAAGAUGAGAAAUACACAAUCAUUUCACUGUGAUUCUAUUGGUCUGUUUGGUUUUUAAUGUACAAUGUUCAUAUGUGCUGGACCAGAACAAAUAUUAUUUAUUAUAAAUGAGUCAGUUUAACUGUGUUACUUGAUGAACUGUAUUGGAUUCAUUAUUUUUUUAUUGGUCUUUUUUACACUGGAUUUGCUUAAUCAGUAUUUGACCUAUCAUUACUAUUGCUGGAUUACAGUCCCACUGUUGUAAACAUUUUUUUAAAUGAACAGUUACAACCUCAUGUUCAUUUUUACACUUGCCUUCCUUUGUGUCUUUUGUUUUGUUGCUGCUCGUCUACCUGAGUGAAGCCUUUAGGGGGAGUUUUCCUUCUCGCUUUGGAGAGUUUGAGCAGACUGGGAUCUGCUGCUGCUGCUGUGGGGCAUUAGCCCUCUGAGAUAUUUAAUGUAAUAUUGGACUAUAAAAAUA